AUGAGUGAAUUCUUGACUGGUACUGAAGUUAAGAAAAAUGGAGAUCCGAUUCCCCUUGUUGAAUACACAGGAGAAGAACACGCGACAUGGAAGGCAGUGUACGAGCGGCUGCAUGCUCUGCGCGAAACCCACACUUGUUCCGCCUACAGGAGAAAUAUCAAAAAGCUCGAGGACGAAGGUAUACUGUCGUCGGAAAAAAUUCCACAGAUCCGAGAUGUUAACGAAUUCUUACAGAGUGAGCUUUUAAAAAGAUUUUUUCUCAACUUUAUACUGACGACAGCUACCUAUUUACGACACAACUCCAGACCACAUCAUUCACCAGAACCGGAUUUGAUUCAUGAGCUGCUCGGACACGUCCCUAUGCUCGCCGAUCCAGUGGUGGCACAGUUGAGCCAGGAUAUCGGCUUAAUGAGUUUGGGUGCGCCUGACGAACAAAUUGAACAGCUAGCCAACGUCUAUUGGUUCAUUAUCGAAUUCGGUCUCUGCAAAGAAGAUGGUCGGCUUAAAGCGAUCGGAGCGGGUCUCGUCACCGCCUAUGGAGAGUUGCAGCAUGCGUGCUCUGAUAAACCGGAGCAUCGUGACUUUGAUCCAGCAGUGACUGCCGUUCAGCAAUACGAAGAUAGCGAUUACCAACCUCUCUAUUUCGUCGCUCACAGCAUCCAGGACGCUCUACUGAAACUAAGGAGUUAUGCCCUUUCUAUGGAACGUAACUUCGAUGUCAUUUACGACCCAUUUACCAGGAGCGUUGAGGUUUGA
Molecule: messenger RNA, 756 nt
Organism: Angiostrongylus costaricensis
Lineage: Eukaryota; Metazoa; Nematoda; Chromadorea; Rhabditida; Metastrongylidae
Source: the annotation of a GenBank genome assembly